AGGCCUAAGGGUAUUUGAAGCUUGCUAGGACAAAAGAAAUUUUCGCUGCUUACAGACCGAUGCAGAGCAGCUUCUAACAUCGUUCAACCCAAAAUCUAGGGUUUCAUUCCCUCUCUAGAGCUUGUACGUUUAAGGGAACAGCUCAAUCGAUUUUCAGUUUACAUCAAAUGUUCGAUCUCCAUUUGAUUUGGUCCAACCCAAAGCUCAAACUCAGUUUACUUUCGAAACGAAAGGGAAACCACAAAAGGAUAUUUAGUAGGAGAAAGGAAUAAAGUUGACCAAGACCAGUGAAGAUGGACCAAGCAACUCAAGGGAACAACCCUGAUGCUUCAGCAAACAUCCUUGUAAAGAGGAAGCGUGGCCGUCCGCGGAAGUAUCCCAAGACAAAUGCAGAAGACAGUGUUCGCAUUCCAAAGAUUCAGAAAAUGAACAGAGAAGAAAAUAUUGGUACACCACCUGGAUUUGGAGGGGUGAAUGGAAAUCAGCCAAGUCAAGUCACUGCAAAUAAUAAUACAAUAAAUGAUGCCAUGGUGGGCAAGGCAGUCUCUGGCGUAAUUGAGGCAGUGUUCGAUGCAGGAUAUUUGUUGUGUGUCAAGGUUGCCAACUCGGACACCACUUUGAGGGGCGUUGUCUUCAAGCCUGGACGAUAUGUUCCUAUUUCAAGAGAGAAUGAUGUGGCUCCAAAUAUUCAAAUGAUCAGAAGAAGUGAAAUUCCCCUCCCAACUGAACGUCAUAAUGCUCGCACCUCCGGAGAGAGGAAGGAACAAGUGAAUACUCGUAGAGAUGGUACUCAUUCACACAAUGAAUCCCCAACUGCCAAUCAGGUACGGAAAGUUGCAUCCUCUUCUGCUAACCAUGUGGGAUCUAAAGGCAAUAAGGUUCCUCCAGUGGCUUCCCAAAAUGCUUAUCCAGAUCCUGCUGCAACUUCAAGAGUUAACUUGGUGCCUGUUGCACUUCAACCCUCUAGUUUAUCAAAUGGGUUAUCCCUUGUUGGCGAGCCAACUCCUCCUGCAACCCAAUCUUCUCAUCUUGCUACUGUAAAAGGCAAACAAGUUAAACAAGCUGUUCACCCAUCAAGUGGGUCAAUCUCCACAAAUCAGGGAUUAAUAGUUGGAAGCCAAGAAGUUCAUUCUCAGCCUCAGACAAGAAAGAUGCCUGAAGAAGUUGUGCAAAACAAAGAUAACAGUUAUGAACAGCCCCCAGUGGAUAUGCUUGAUGCUGAAACCAAAUCAAUGAAAUUGCCUGGUAUGCCUUUCGAAAAGCUGGUGACUGAGGUAAUAAAAAGAAUUGAAACCCCCUCACAAUUGGCUGAGACUCAAAUUGUUGAUAACAAGCGAGGUGAUAAGAUGUCAGCAAGGGAUGAAGAUAAUACCAACAAUAAGGAUAUGGCCCUUGACAUUGAGCCCCUGCAAGCCGUGCAGCUCGAAGAUAAUCACCAUCCUUCACCUUCUCCUAAACCUAUGGAGGAUGACAGAAAUCGAAAAAUGUCUCGACUGUUGGAGGUUGUGCAGGAAACCAUGACAGAGAGCCGGGUAACCCUGAUUGAUGAGUCAGCUUCCACACAAUUGUUGAGGGGAAGGCCGAGCCCAGUAACCGAGAGCAAAGAUAGAGAAAUCAAUGAUCUAAAACAAGGCCCCUGAGCCUUUAGUGUCAGAGUCCAUGUCUCCCAUCUUUAACCAUUGACAUUGAUUGUUGAGUAGAACAGUAUAAGUUAUCAUGUAGUUAAAUUAAUCAUAGGACGGUGGAGAAUGUUACAGCCUAACAAGGUUAACAUGUAGAGGUUGGGGAUCCAUUUUCGGUGAAAAAGAACAGAUUUGCAGUGGGAGCUAAUUCUUUUUAUUUUAUUUGUAUCAUCACCGUCUUGAUUAAAUUUUCAAUUCCAGGCA
Humulus lupulus (European hop) is the source of this 1886-nucleotide messenger RNA. RefSeq lists its product as uncharacterized. The coding region runs from base 294 to 1640 and encodes 448 amino acids. The transcript is spliced from 3 exons. The record is from RefSeq and is a predicted model, not a curated record. Lineage: Eukaryota; Viridiplantae; Streptophyta; Magnoliopsida; Rosales; Cannabaceae.